This is a messenger RNA of Mercenaria mercenaria, 925 nucleotides long. Its product is annotated as GATA zinc finger domain-containing protein 11-like. Lineage: Eukaryota; Metazoa; Mollusca; Bivalvia; Venerida; Veneridae. The transcript has 7 exons. Bases 46 to 741 code for a protein of 231 amino acids. The record is from RefSeq and is a predicted model, not a curated record.
AGCACCUGCUGUCUCUCAUUCGGUAUUUCAGUAUAUAGAAGGAAAAUGGCCGUGUUAGUGUUUCUAUUUCUUCCUUUCCUGUAUCUGACAGUUUAUAAGGUGCACGGUCUACCCGACGGUACCUGUUACUAUAACAAUACAAUCUAUCGACCGGGUGACGAAUUUCCCGCAAAGGACGGAUGCAACAACUGCACGUGUCACUACUCCUUCGUUACAUGCACGAAGUGUUUGUGCCUACAGCCUGAGGUUGGGAAGCGAUUUAUCAGCACUAAUAAUAAUAAUAACAACAACAUCAACAAUAACAACAACAACAACGUUAACAUAAAUUACAACACUGUUGUAACAUCAAAUGUUAUCACCGCUGCGAGCACUGUGACAUGCAAUGUAAAUGGUGUGGUUUACAGACAUGCCCAGGGAUACAUUAGUACAGACGGGUGUACCAAAUGUUCUUGUACACAGACGGGAAUGGCUUGUAGUUCACUGACGUGCCUUGGUCACCAGCCAGUACAAAAAGAUUAUCACAAGUGUAAGUACUCAGGAACGACUUACAAUUUUGGGGAUUCUUUUUACCACACUGACGGGUGCAACAAGUGUGUAUGUGGCUUGAACACUAUAGAAUGUACGGACGCGGCGGCGUGCAAACCAACUACCCCAGCAUACGACUGCACCUACGUGCACAACAACGACAACAACAACAAUGGUACCUUAUACAUGCGAGUGGUUUGGGAAAUUUUACCAUGAUGGUGAUGUCAUGCAGGGAGAUGGUUGUCAUAAGUGCACGUGUCAAAGCGGACAAGCGAUAUGCUCUGCUAGCAUGAAUUGUCCAGUAGCUCGAUGAUUUUAUCAAAUUGUUCAUUUUAUAAAUAUCUUGUUCAUGGUUUUCAAUACGAGUCUUCAAAUAAACGUGAGUGAUGAUUGCGGACAA